AUGUUGGUCCUUGCCGGGCAGCAGUUAUUCGCCAAAAGAAAGCUCACUGCGGGGGACGAAAUCUAUGUAGGGUCUCAAAAAGACGGCAGUAUUGAACUCGUGGUUCUCGGUGAUAAAGUGUCGAUUACCAUGAAAAACGCCUUCUUUGCAGAUCGCAUGGAUGGCAUCGAGAGUACCACGGAGCUGCGCACGCGACGAUUCAUGUUGGCCGAUGUGGGCGAAUAUUUCCAAGGCCGCCCUUUUGAUUAG
Besnoitia besnoiti is the source of this 249-nucleotide messenger RNA. RefSeq lists its product as uncharacterized. The transcript is spliced from 2 exons. The coding region runs from base 1 to 249 and encodes 82 amino acids. The record is from RefSeq and is a predicted model, not a curated record. Lineage: Eukaryota; Apicomplexa; Conoidasida; Eucoccidiorida; Sarcocystidae.